AAGUCAGUAGCACCAGGAAAGCUAGCAAGGAAGGGUGAGGAACGAUGUUCAUCAGUUCAAACAGAAAUAAGUGUUCGUGAUUAUUACUCAUUUGUUCAGGAAAGUGACAUAAAAAAGGUGAACAAGCAAGUCCUGCUUUUCUCGCACUAAAAGUCGUAAAUAUCUAUAUACGUACGCCGAGGAUUGACCACAACUAAAGCGUUCGCCGGACAGCCGAAAAUAUCUCAAUCAGAGAUAAAUCUUUCUUGAUCUCCCCGAAGGAAGAGCGUCCAAUCACGAGACUGACUUAUAGCGUGAGAAGUGCUAUUAAAGACGGAUUGAGACAGACUCGAGCUCUCUACCACCACUUUUACACAGGCACCUUAUCGGCUUCCAUCUUGGAAUUUCAUACCCAAUAUAUCUAUCCAGCUGUCAGAGGAGAUUAUUUUCAUCUGCUCCGGAAAGAAAGGACAGCCUAGGACUCGGUCGGGUCUCUGCCGCCUAAUAGCGCCUAAUACCUACUCCUUACUGUUCCACAGUAAUAUCGUAAACUUUUUUGGUGCUCCCUGUCUUUUACGAGGUGGAUCAAAACAAGACGACGACCCAGUCAACUGUCGUACGUGUUGUUGUUCCUAUAAAAGACCUUUUAUUUACUUCCGAGUGUCCCGAGUCAAAGCCAGCCACCGAGCCUCCGAGUAUCUCACCCACGUGUGUGUGUGUGCGGGUUUGUAGUACGUCAAAACGUCGUAUGUGUUUGUGCCUAUGGACCGAGUGAUCUUGGGGGAGCAGUAGCCUCGUGUUUAAAGUGUGUUGUUAACAACUUUAUUGGACAACAUUGGCCUUGAUGAGGACAGCAGAGCGGACAAAUAAUCGUGAUCACACCAUGAGUCGCUCCAAAAGUGCCACACAUCUACUCACAACAUGCCUAUUCGUCGUAUUGGGCCUCAUCAAAUCAGGUUAUUCCGAGGAUUUGUACACAAUCACGGGAUCCUCUCCGGAAUCAUCGCCCCGGAUUGGGCAACCCAAAGCAUCACCCUUUUUCACAUCCAGAGGAGAUACCUACAAAGCCAAAGUCAGGGAUUCCGUGGUCCUCUUAUGUCAAGUGGAGAAUCUGGGCGAGUCCACUGUGAUUUGGAAGCAGUCCAAUCGGAUCAUUAGUGCUGGACCGGUGAUCAUUCGCAAAGACCAUCGGUUAAGUCUGGAGGAUAAGUUUAAUCUCCGCAUUGAUGAUCUCAAAGAGAGUGAUGAAGGGGAGUAUGUUUGUGAGAUCGAGACCUUUGGAUCGCCUAUGCAUCAAACGAGUCGGCUGGAAAUCUUGGUUCCUCCGUCAGUGUCACCUCAACCCUCGGAUGGAAAAUUUGUGGUUCGGAAGGGAUCCACCAUCACCUUGGAAUGCGAAGCCAAAGGAAAUCCAACCCCCAAAAUCACUUGGCAGAGAGCAAACAAUUUGCUGCCCUCUGGCGAUAAGACUUUAAACGGAGACUCCGUUGUCAUCCAAGAUGUGUCACGUCAUCAUUCCGGGAUCUACAUGUGCUCGGCCAACAAUGGCGUGGGUGACCCGGCCAUGGCCGAAAUAGACCUCAAAGUGCUUUAUCCUCCGGAGAUUGAAGUGGAUCAAUCCUGGAUUCGAACAGGAGAUGGGAUCGAAGCCGAGGUCUCUUGCAACGUCCAUGCUGAGCCCCGUGCAGAGGUGAAAUGGUACAAAGACACCAUGCUAUUGGAUCCCACCAACAAUCGUCACAUGGAAACUUUCGGCAAUCGACAUGUACUGAUUCUACGCAAUGUCAGAGAAACUGAUUUUGGAAAUUACUCAUGCACCGCUGACAACAGUCUUGGCCGCCAGAGGGGGUUUAUUGACGUUUCUGGUCGGCCUCAUUCUGCCAAGAUAGUAUCACCCCAUUUAAGCUACUUCAAGGAUCAAUACAACCUCACAUGGACAGUGGAUAGCUUCUUACAAAUCGAAGAGUACAGGAUCUUGUAUCGGGAAUUUAAGGCAACCUAUGGCCAAACCAGAAGCACUGGAGCCUUCGGAGAGCCUUCUCAGCAUCAACAUCAUUACCGACAAAGUCCGGAAUCCGAUUGGACGAAUAUCAUUCCCACCAUCAGCGAUCACAAGCCCAGUUCAUCGUUCAAGAACUCAUUCACUUACACCGGGAACUUUGUGUUCUACGGCCUCAAACCCUCCACGGAGUACGAGGUCAUCAUACAAAGUCGGAAUAAGGAGGGAUGGGCCGAUCCCAAUGACAUCUUCAAAUUCACAACGCGCUCAAGAGAUUACAAUCCCAUGGAGCUUGCAUCACACGAUCAACAAGGAUACUUCUCCAGCGCUCCUAGUCGAUUUUCUCAUCAUUUCUGUUCUUCCCUGGUCUUGUCAGUAUUGGUCACUCUGUGUCAUCACUUUUCACUAUGAAUCCUUUCGCAGCGAAGAGGGAACAAUUAGUGAAGGCAACCCUCCUCCAGCAUUUCCAGAACCUGGUGUGAGAAAGACAAAACAAAAAUACCUUCUCCUUCCGUUGAUCUAGUCACGGCCUGUUGUGAUGAACACAUGCCCAUCGAUAUCGUCAUUCUCCAAACGAGUGACCGCGUGGGCCGAUCACCACGUUUGUUGUGACUCUAAGUGCCAUGCUACAAAACCGGUUCAGUAUCCAGCGUGACCAGGUGGAAAAAAUAAAUUACCCAGAAGAAAGUAAUCCGUGCCCGCUUACCUCAAUGGAAAUUUGUGUUUUUGACAAGAUCGUCCAUGUGUUCUUGGACUCUUCCCGAGUAAAAAAGACUGCUGAGAAGUCUCCCUCUCCCUAACCAAAUUCGCGUUAUGAACUUGAGCUUUUGCACAAUGAACUGUUCUUUCUUGUGUCGAGAGCGUUGGGAGACAAACUAAGAAGUUUUAAUAUUAUCAUUCGUAAAAGUAUUAUGCGUUUGUGAAGCCUACGGCAUUCAAUAUUACCCAUUGUCAUUGUAUAGAUACAUGAACUUUCCCUUGAAUAAAUACCGAAAUCCAUA
Molecule: messenger RNA, 2979 nt
Organism: Tigriopus californicus
Lineage: Eukaryota; Metazoa; Arthropoda; Copepoda; Harpacticoida; Harpacticidae
Product: limbic system-associated membrane protein-like
Exons: 12
Coding region: 824-2389 (521 amino acids)
Biological process (GO): synapse organization; homophilic cell-cell adhesion
Cellular component (GO): neuronal cell body; plasma membrane; axon
Molecular function (GO): protein binding; axon guidance receptor activity
Source: RefSeq, a predicted model, not a curated record